Capsicum annuum is the source of this 3267-nucleotide messenger RNA. RefSeq names its product protein FAR1-RELATED SEQUENCE 7. Gene Ontology annotation, biological process: regulation of DNA-templated transcription. NCBI's taxonomy places the organism in Eukaryota, Viridiplantae, Streptophyta, Magnoliopsida, Solanales, Solanaceae. The transcript has 2 exons. Gene Ontology annotation, molecular function: zinc ion binding. The coding region runs from base 207 to 2630 and encodes 807 amino acids. The record is from RefSeq and is a predicted model, not a curated record.
UAAUAUACAUUAUAACACAACAAAGCAAACCAAUUGCCACACCAUCCCUAAUCAUAGGACCAAACCCCCCCCCCCCCCCGGCCCACCCUACCCCCUCGAAAGUCCAAAUCUUUCCUCCUCCCCUUCCGCCGCCGCUGCCGCCGCUGCCGCCGCUGCCGCCGCUGGCCGUCGACCACCAAUUCCGAUAUGCGAAAAGCAUAUUGAUUAUGAGUAAUACAAUGACCGUUAAAGCAAAACCCACAACAACAGAACAACUAGCUAUAUCUACUAUUGUCAAAAACCACGACCAAAACCACAACCACCAUGACGAGGAAGGAGAGCCGAAUGUCGGGUUAGAAUUCGACACAGCCGAGGAUGCACAAGAAUGGUACAGCAAUUACGCGACGAAAAAGGGGUUCCGAAUUCGUAUUGGUCAGUUAUACCGAUCAAGAAUUGAUGGGUCUGUUAUGUCACGUAGAUACGUCUGUUCAAAAGAAGGUUUUCAGACUAGUUCAAGAACGGGUUGUCCGGCGUUUAUACGUGUACAAAGAGUUGAUGAUUCAGGUAAAUGGGUUCUUGCUAAUGUUAAUAAGGAACAUAAUCAUGCUAUGGAAAAUGCUGAUGAGACUUGUGUACCGAAAAUUGUUCAGAGGAAAGUUGUUGUUGAUAGAACAGUGAAAUUGAAAUCAAAGUCUUCUUCUGGACUUAGAUCAUUUGAUGAUGAUGGUCCGUCUAGUCGGUCUGGUGUUGUUGAUUUUAAGCGGGUUGUUAACCAAACAACGAAGUUGAAAUCGUCUACUGGACUUAGAUCACUUGAUGAGGAUGAUGGUCUGUCUGGGCGGUGUGGGGUUAUUGAUUUUAAGAGGGUUAGAAGGGAGAGAGUUAAUGGGGAAAGUAGAGGGGGAGAACCGUAUAAGGGGUUGGAAUUUGUUACUGCUGGUGAAGCGUAUGAGUUUUAUCAUAGUUAUGCUGUUAAUACGGGGUUUAGAGUUCGGAUUGGACAGUUAUUUAGGUCUAAGAAUGAUGGGUCGAUAACGUCAAGGAGAUUUGUUUGUUCUAAAGAAGGGCAUCAGCAUCCAUCGAGAGUUGGUUGUGGCGCGUUUAUGAGGAUACAAAGACAGGCCACGGGAAGGUGGUUGGUUGAUCGUUGUCACAACGAGCAUAAUCAUGAACUUGGACCGCCAGGUGAUGUUAGUGAGAGAGUGUCGUUAAAAGGAUUUAAAGAAGAAGGAAGUUGUGAGUUGGAGAAUAUGGAUUUAGUUGAAUCAAAUGGAGGGCUUAGUCUUGUAACGAGAUCGAGAGAGAGUAGAAUUGGAAGUGAUUGGUACAAUGAGCUUUUCGACUAUUUUCAGUCUCGACAAGCAGAAGAUAUGGGAUUUUUCUAUGCAGCGGAAGUGCAUAAGGGUAGAGCCAUGAGUGUAUUAUGGGCGGACUCCCGGUCUAGAUUUGCUUGCACUCAAUUUGGGGAUGCAGUUGUUUUUGACACAACCUAUAGAAGGGGUAGUUGCUUGGUGCCACUUGCUUUGUUCGUUGGGGUUAAUCACCACAGGCAACCAGUACUUCUUGGCUGUGCCUUAAUUGCUGAAGAGUCUGAAGAGUCAUUUACUUGGGUGUUUCAAGCAUGGCUUCGGGCAAUGUCAGGGCGUUGUCCUAUCUCUAUAGUCGCUGAUCAAGACAGGGCCAUUCAACAUUCAGUUGCUCAAGUUUUCCCUGGAACACAUCAUCGAUUUUCUCCAUGGCAAGUUGUGGCUAAGGAGCAGGAAGCCAUUGGUGCAUUACGCUCGAUGAAUCCUGAAUUUAAGUAUGAAUAUGAAACUUGCAUUUCCCAGAGCCAGACGCCUAAUGAGUUUGAAGCAGCAUGGAAUGUGCUUAUUAACAAAUAUAAUUUGAGAGAGAACACAUGGUUAAAGGAGAUGUAUAAUAUGCGUAAGAGUUGGGUGCCAUUAUACAUUAGGGGCACAUUCUUUGCUGGCAUUCCAAUUGAUGGAAGCUUCAAGUCAUAUUUGGGCAACAUAUUGACAUCUCAAGCACCACUUUGUGAAUUUAUUAUACGGUAUGAAAAAUCCCUUGAGCAACGCCGUGAAGAGGAAAGGAAAGAGGAUUUUAACUCAUUCAAUUUGCAACCAGUUCUGCACACGAAGGACCCUAUAGAAGACCAGGGUAGAAGGCUUUACACUAUUACUAUGUUCAAAGUGUUUCAGAAAGAGCUUUUGGAGUGCUAUAGCUAUGUUGCUAUUAAGAUAAAUGUUGAAGGUGCCAUUAGUAGGUAUCUGGUGCAGAAAUGUGGGAAUGGAGAUGAGAGGAAUACGGUUGCCUUUAAUGCCUCCAAUCUCAACAUCAGUUGCAGUUGUAAAAUGUUUGAGUUUGAAGGUGUGCUCUGUAGACAUGCCUUAAAAGUUUUUCAGAUAAUGAACAUAAGGGAGCUUCCAUCUCGCUAUAUCCUACAUCGUUGGACAAAGGAUGCAAAAUAUGGUAUACUACGUGAUGUCGAUUCAGGGGGUACUUCUCAAGAUUAUAAGGCAUUGAUGUUGUGGAGCUUAAGAGAAGAAGCAAAGAAUUAUAUUGAGGCUGGAACAACAUCUUUAGAAAGAUAUAAGCUUGCGUUUGAGAUCAUGCAGGAGGGUAGAAGAAAUCUUUGUUGGCAAAACUAGGGAAGUACGGGGUUUAACUAACAUAGAUAAGAGAAUGUUGAAGCCAGUGUGAAAAUUUGAUGAUCACCUCUGGGUGAUGUCGUGGCACUCUGUUGUACCAUUUGGUAAUUUCAGAGAUUUCAAGACUUGCUCAAGCAAACAAAUCAUCAUAUGGCUAACUUUCUUUUUCAGUCACAUGCUGCAUCUGUGAAAUAAAAAUGUUGCUACAAGAUGAUACUCUCUGGGCUUCUUUGUAAAACUUGACAAAUAUGGUAUUGAAAGAAGCUUGAGCAAAAUGGGGAGUUAGAAAAUCCAUCAACCUCUGGAAAAUGGAUCCUGCAGUGAUCAUAUGGUACAUUUGGAAAGAAAGAGACCAAUGCUGUUUUGAUGGAAUUUCAACUCCAGUUCAUUUGUUGAAGGCUAGAGUUUUGAUGGAUAUGUUUUGCUUGGAGCAGACUGUACUGUAAAUAGUGUUGACUCUCUUUUGGAUUUUGUAAGCUCCUUAAAUUUUAUGUUACCUUGUUCAAAAAAAAAAAAAAAAAGCUCCUUAAAUUUUUUCGAGGAGUCAUCUGAAAUUGUACAGGAGCUGUUGUUUUUGUAGUCUUUUUGCAUCUUCUGGAUGCUGAAUGAAUGAAAUCUACUCUUACUUUAUCAAAAA